Dendrobium catenatum is the source of this 492-nucleotide messenger RNA. Its product is annotated as mannose-specific lectin-like. The record is from RefSeq and is a predicted model, not a curated record. The transcript has a single exon. Bases 1 to 492 code for a protein of 163 amino acids. NCBI's taxonomy places the organism in Eukaryota, Viridiplantae, Streptophyta, Magnoliopsida, Asparagales, Orchidaceae.
AUGGCCUUUUCCUUCAUCUCGGCUACUACAGUCAUCCCCUUCUUCCUCAUGACAGCUUUAUUAAUGGUGAGCCCUUUUGCCACGCCGGUCGCUGCUCGCGACAGUUUAAAAUCUGGGCAAUGGCUAAAAUCGGGAGAAUCUUUGGAGAAGGUCGGCUCAUUCACGAUGAUGCAAAAUUGUACCGUCGUCCUCAGCGAUUCCAAUAAGAAAAUUAUUUGGUGGGCAACGGCCAAAGAUAUGGAUUUCGGCUGCAACCUGAAGCUGCAACAUGAUGGCGACCUCGUCAUGUACAAUAGUAAUGGUGCUUUGUGGUCCAGUCAAAGCAAUCGAAAAGCUUGGAAAAUCUAUUACCUCAUCCUCCGGGAAGAUCACAAUGUGGUCAUAAACGACGGUGACAACAGCACUAUUUGGGAAGCCGACACCUCAUCAAGCCCUCAACACAGAUAUCCACAUUAUUGUCAUGUCAAAAGAAUUAUAUCACAGCUCAUGUGA